UUUAACAUCCAAAAGCACUGGAUAGAUCUUCCUACUUGGGCUUGCUCUUUCUCCCUGCAUUCUCGUCUCCUGCUUAGCCCUAAUCACCUCACCUCAGCCCCACUGAGCAAAACCAGGAGAACCAGUGUCUUGGACACAAUCACAGCGACUGCAUGAUCAAGGACGGAAAAGAUAUCAAUAAUCUACACCUACAUUUAUAAAUCUGCUAAACUGGCUCUGUCCCCAUGCACAGACACAGUCUGGAGACAAACAAGACAGUCUGCUGGAAUUAUGGGCAGAGCUCAGAAAACUGCUCCAGGGCAGCACAGACACUGUGAGAAAUGUUUCAACCGACAAUGCCAAGUCCCAGUUGAGCUCACUGUCUCCUGCUUAGUGAUCAAUUGCCAUUCUCGCUGUGGGGCUGCCUUUCACAUGUGUAAACAGGAAGAACACCAACUCCUAUGUCCCCUAGAGCAGGUCCCAUGCCUCAACUCAGCUUAUGGCUGCCCUUCCUCCAUGGCCCGCUUUAAGCUGGCAAAGCAUCUUCAGGUUUGUCCAGCCAGUGUGGUCCACUGCUCUAUGGAAUGGAAUCGGUGGCCAAAUGUAGACUCAGAAACCAUUCUACAUAAGAACAUUAUGAAGCAUCCACAUAAUGAGCAGAGUCUAGAUACUGCUCUGGCCCUCAGAGAUCAGAAGAUUCUUUUUAGGACUCUGAAAAUGGCUGAGCUGUUUCCAGAAUGGAGAGAAGAUGAUGAAAUGGAAGAACCUGGAGCUGCAGGUUUGGAUGAAGGAGCUGUUGGAGGAAUAACAGGUGAUUCUAGAGAAGCUGAUGGCCAAGUGGCUGAGCUUACCCAGCAGGAGCGUGAGAACUUGGCAAAGGAUAAGGAGGGGAUGGAUCUAGCAAGUUACAAAACCUGGGAGAACAUGUUUAGCAAAGAGCUUUCAGCAUUGAAGGCAACAGGAUUGUCAGCAAAUUCAGAAAAAAAGGAGGGUGAUAGCUACAAGAAAACAGGACAGACUCUUUGUGGUGGCAACCCCACAGAGAAGACAAAGGAAGCAGCUAUUGUGGAAGACCCAAAAGAAAGCAAAAAUAAUCAAGUGAUGGCUGGUGCAGAAAAGACAGGCCUAGCUCCUUGGCAAGACGGGAUCCUGGAGAGGUUGAAAAAAGAAGUUAACAUAGGGGAUUAUAACAUGUACCUGGUGCAUCAUGGGAGAAUGCUCAUUCAUUUUGGUCAGCUAGCUGCUUGCACACCAAGAGAGAAAGACUUUGUGUAUGGGAACCUGGAGGCUCAUGAGGUGAAGACUGUCUGCACCUUCAAAGUGCCAGUUAGCUAUCAUGGCAAAAGAGCACGACUUGCAGACACCCAGGCAUACAAGGUAGUAACCAUGGAUAAGUCAGUGGAUACCUCAGACUUGCAGAUGAGCCUGGAGGAAUGUCCUCAGCUAGAUAUAGCCAGAACUACACUGCUGUGUGCAUUGGAAAAGGAACUGAAAGGUCAUGAGAUCUCAGAAGCAAAGAAUAUUGAUGGACUGUUCAUGGAUUUUGGGACACAGACAUACAACUUUCAGGUGGAACCCUUCUCCUCUAGAGAUGUCCUAGCAGAUGUUCUGGAUAUAAAAAGCUCACCGGGACUCCAUGUAGAGCUGCACACUGAGUGUGUGACUAGAAGACAUAACAAAAGCUGCUCAGCCUUCACAUUCACUUGCAAUCACUUCUUCAGAAGGGAUGAGUUUCCUUCACAUUUCAAGAACGUCCAUACUGAUAUCCAGUCCUGCUUAAACGGAUGGUUCCAACAACGCUGUCCACUUGCCUACUUAGGAUGUACCUUUGUUCAAAACCGCUUCUAUCCUGCCACUCAGAAAGCAACGUUUAUCUACAGCCAGCAUCUUGAUACGUUAGCUAUUCAACCAGAAGUUGACGAUGCACUCUCUAAAAUACAGAAAUGCAAUUUUACUGCAAGUAAUAAAGGAAAAAAUAAAGACUCCCUGAGCAGCCUUCCACUGGAACUUUUACAGUAUAUUGCUGGCUUCUUGGACAACUUCAGCUUGUCUCAGCUGUCCCAAGUGUCUGUACUGAUGAGGGAUAUCUGUGCCACUCUCCUUCAAGAGAGAGGGAUGGUCUUCCUGCUGUGGGAAAAAAAAAGAUAUUCCCAUGGAGGCACAUCAUGGAGAGCUCGCAAAAAGAUCUGGCAGUUUAGCAGCCUGUUCGCCCCUGUUAACAACUGGCAGUUCAGUGACAUUCCCUCCAUGUCAGAACACCUGAAGAUCUGUCCGUUCUAUGAUGUGGAGCAUAAGAAGGACCCAUUCUUGCUGGUCAGCAUGAGUGGACCCCAAAAGCAGGCUCAAAAUCGCUUGGUCUCAACCUUCAAGCAUAGAUCCUGAAUACAUCUCCCAGGUCACUCAGGGAGUAUUGGGAUCUGGGUUGGAGAGAUUAUUAUGUAGGCACUCCACAAGACAAUUCCCUUUGGAAACUCAAAAAUCAACCUUUUGCUGAUCUGUUUGGAAUAUGGUGAAUCAUUUUCUUUCAGUAUUUUAGCAAUGCUAAAAAUGAAUUACUUCAUUCAGCUGAGGGCUAAUAUCACAAGUUUUCUAUUUUUGUGUUUCAUGCCUGCUCAUUAGUAGAGCCACCUGGAAAAAGCAAUGAGAGGAAUACUGGGUUAUAGCACCCAGCUUGGCAGUCUAGAAGUCAGAGAACAGCUAUCGUCCCCGUGCUUUUUCCCUAAGGGAGGAAAGAGCAGGUUUAGUGCCUAGUUUGGGUAGAUCUAAUCCUCGUAGAAUCAUCAAAAACUACUAGCACACGGAGAAAUUGCUGGAGUGUGAGCAUGCUAGAUCACUUCAGUACUGACAGAUGUAGAGACAGCAAGGAGAGCUGAGUGCAUAAGCACAGGAGAGCAAGUUCAAACUGGUGGAUGAGUUACAGCAGUUAGAUGGGAGUUGAGCCCACGAAAGCUCAUGAUACUCUCUAUAUGUUUUAAACUUAAAAACAACAAAUGGUCUGGUAG
This is a messenger RNA of Pelodiscus sinensis (Chinese soft-shelled turtle), 2981 nucleotides long. RefSeq names its product F-box protein 40 (gene FBXO40). Gene Ontology annotation, molecular function: zinc ion binding; protein binding; ubiquitin protein ligase activity. The record is from RefSeq and is a predicted model, not a curated record. Lineage: Eukaryota; Metazoa; Chordata; Testudines; Trionychidae. Gene Ontology annotation, cellular component: cytoplasm.